ACAGAUUGACUACCAUUAUCAUCAUCACCGCCAGAGCUGCCGACGAGAGAGUUGUCUGCUGGCGGAGGCGUUGCCAGUAGGUAGUGCCGUACGCGCUUUCCUCGAUUCCGGACCGUGCCCGACUGGCCUGACCUCAGCGCGACGAAGUCUGCAAGAUGCUACGCUGGCGCGGCUCCACUACAUCGACUGCGGCCGGAGCGCCGCAGGAGGCACCGCGGGAGGGCCAGAGUCCCACGCGUGUGUCCCAGAAACGAAAGCAGGGAAGCACACUGUCCGUGCUUCUGCUGCUGCUGGUGUUGCUAGCCAUUGGUGUGCUGGUGGUGGCACCAGCCGUCUUCUACGCAUCGCCCUGGAUUCGACGCCACACGGUCUUUCUCACCUUCGUCAACCUGCCGCCCUUCCCUCGUCUGAGCGACCCGCGAUCGUACGACCUCAGGUGUGCGCAUAACUUCUACAUAGACUCCGAGGAGGCGGGUCUGCGCCUCGGAGCCUGGCACAUUCCACCGGCUUCCUCCGUGGAUAGGCUCGGCUGCCAGCAGCUAGACCAAGACUGGUUCGCACAUGACAAGCGGCCCGCAGUGCUGUACCUGCAUGGAAAUGGUGGCUCCCGUGCCGGUGGGCACCGUGUUAGCCUCUACAAGGUGCUGACUGGUUCUCUGGACGUGCAUGUGCUGGCGCUCGACUAUCGGGGCUACGGCGAUUCCAGCUCAGGCCCCGCGGGACCAUCGGCAGAGGGGCUGGCACAAGACGCCCGCACUGCACUGCGCUGGCUCCAGGCGCGCACAACAGGCCGGCCAUUGAUCGUGUGGAGCCACUCGCUGGGCACUGGCGUCGCCGUACGCCUUCUGGAAGACCUGCAGCACCGCAAAGAGGCACUACCAGCAGGUGUUGUGCUCGAAGCCCCGUUCGAUGCCCUGCACCGUGUCGCCGCCACGCAUCCGCUAUCACUGCCCUACCGCUGGCUGCCCUACUUUGAGCUCGCCUUCGUCGCGAGCCUCAAAAACGACCCCGUCGUUGAGUUCAACAGUGCCACCCGCGCCCGCUCCGUCUCGCCCAAGCUGCCCGUGCUGGUGCUGCACGCGCGAGACGACGCGACGGUGCCGUUCGCAUUGGGCGAGACACUGCACAAGGCCUUCCGCGAGGCACGCCAGGGCAACCCGAGCGCGGGGCCGCUGCUACUGCAGGCCUACGACGGCCGGUUAGGGUACGGCCACAAGCAUUUAUACCGCGACCCAGAGCUGACUGCCAUAGUGGCCAAGUUCUUUGCCCUCAACCGCACCGAUGUACGGCCUUAGGGUGCCGACCUGCCGGCAGUAGCAUUCCGUGAUGCGUUGAUGCCACGGGCAUUUUGGAGACGCCGGGGCAAGGGCCAAUUCGGGACCAACGUGCUUUCACUGACUCAUCUUGGUAAUGCGUGGCAGGAGCAAAGCAUCCAGUAUUCCGGGCUUCUCAGUGUCACGAGCUUGCAUGGUUGCCACGUCUGCGCCCACGAGCAGUUUCAUGAAUUGCAAAGCUGCGGCGUCUUGUCGGUAUGUGCAGAAGCAGAUUGCUUUAUUUUACUAGGACCAUUCAUAUCAGCUCCAGCGUGGUGAGUCUAGAGCAGGGUUUUCUUCGCGGAGUGUUUACAAUUGCAGGUGCGAUGCGUGCUGAGGUGAGUACCCAAGUCCAAAGAGAGAGAGAAAGAAAUGAUACAAGUCUGGGCCUACUGUUCACAACUUGUAUGUAAAGUGGUACUGGGCUGAAGCUGAUGUCAUGUGCAAACUCCUGAAUGACAUACGCAUUGCAGUCCCAAGUCCAAGAAGACGGAGAAAAUGUUUUGGCAUAACUUAAAAGGUCUGCCGUUCUCAUCUUACAUGUAGACUGUCCGGAGGCUUGAAGCCAAUGCAACAGUGUUUGACUGCAAGUUUGACAUGCGGAGAUCAGCUGUUCUAUGUUUGUUGUACUAGAUGUAUCAUUGUUGUACCAGUGCCUUUGUGGUCCCGUUCACUUUUUGCAGCUUUCUCUCCUCAUGCAAUCUGCGUAUCGUGCACCAGACAGUCUCUGCGCAGCUGUGUUGGAUGUAGCAGCAGGCUGGCGUCGCUUUUACUGUGGUUGUUUUUUGUUCAUGAAACUGAAGAGAGCUUGUUUGGGCUGUGUUUGUUGGCAGCCCUGUGCAGCUGUGGUUGUGUGAGGAGGAUGGGUUACUCGGACCACUAGUCUUUUGCGAGAAUGUCACGGUGUUGUGGUUUUGCAUAACUCUGCCACUGGUGGCAGUGUUAAACAGAAUAUAGACUAGCUCACGGAAAUCUUCGGGUGUGUUGAUAUUCAUAUGGGCGGCUCACACGUAUGUUAAGCUAACAGGCAAAGAAAGAGAUUAUUUUGAAGUCCAUAGAUGGGCUUUAGGUGAGUAGCUUGAAUCUUGGGUUAGCACCCAAAUCCUUUGUACGUUUAGCUCUCUACAGUGGUUAGCAACCAUUAGUUGCGACUGGUCUGUGCACCGUUUUACAUUGACUUAUGUGAGUCUUGGCAGAUUACUGGCAGAAUACAUUGCAUCUGCAAUGUGGUCCACAUUACAGGAAACAUGUAGUUAACAUUGUGGUACCGAUUACCACCGAGAUACGGCGUAAAAGCCCACAGACUAUUUUCUUGUGUUUAAAUGUAUGUUCAGUCAAUUAUAUCAUCUGCUUCUUUCAAAUGAAGGUGAAGAAAGGUUCUAGUUAUGUUGGCUUUAUUAAUGGAUAAAAGUGUCCACUUUAACGGUGGACCAUACUGUAGAGGCUCUCAGAUUUUUAAAGUUGUGCGAGUGUUGACCAUGUGGCAUGUCAGCGCGUUUUAACGGCGAGAAAUGAUGAGGUCGGCCAUAGUACACAAGGGAAAAUUGUCAUCCACCUGAACGGAGCAUGAAGUUACAAAGGAAAGCCAUAUGUGUUUCUCAGAAGGAAAGCUUCACAGUUGAGGAAAAAUUUGUCCUGGCCCAGACUCGAACCCGGAACCAAUGCCUUUCCGGGGUGACCGCUCUACCAUCUGAGCUAACCUUUCCGAGAAAACUGUAUGGAUUUCCUUUUUACAUUCGGGUGGAUAACGAUUUUCUUUUUAAUGACACUUCCUCCACCUUGCGAGAUUCCGCAGAACUAAUUUGCCAAAUUUAGGUAUUUGUUUCACGAAUUGAAGUCAGUACAUGGUGCUGUUAUCAGAACGCAAUAGCACCGUAUUGUGUGCUAAUAGGAUCAGGCAUAGUCUCAUCUGAACUGCACCGAAGAUUUCGGAAAAUUAUAGGGUACAAAUAUUUCUGCUUACUUUUUAAUUACCUCGCAGAGCUCAGCUCUCGCUGUGAUGUAGGCCCUAUGAUAAAUGGUAGAGUGCUAACUGCAUGGGUGUUGUGUCAACUUGGUGAUAUAUUGAAACUCGAGUGGUGGUAGCUGUAGGCGUUAAUCAAAUUAUUUGAGGAGUGCCUUAUAGGAGAGUGUGCCAAGCAUAAUGCCUGUUUACUCUGUGAGUGAAAUGAAUAUGUUUACACUUUCUAUAUGUAAUAAAAACAACAUAUUUUUGCAAUGUGCUGGUAAAAGUUAAUAAAAAAAAAACAC
Dermacentor silvarum is the source of this 3563-nucleotide messenger RNA. RefSeq names its product lysophosphatidylserine lipase ABHD12. Gene Ontology annotation, biological process: monoacylglycerol catabolic process; phosphatidylserine catabolic process. The transcript is spliced from 4 exons. Gene Ontology annotation, cellular component: endoplasmic reticulum membrane. Gene Ontology annotation, molecular function: phosphatidylcholine lysophospholipase A1 activity; monoacylglycerol lipase activity. The coding region runs from base 156 to 1295 and encodes 379 amino acids. The record is from RefSeq and is a predicted model, not a curated record. Lineage: Eukaryota; Metazoa; Arthropoda; Arachnida; Ixodida; Ixodidae.